Mercenaria mercenaria is the source of this 456-nucleotide messenger RNA. RefSeq names its product defensin coprisin-like. NCBI's taxonomy places the organism in Eukaryota, Metazoa, Mollusca, Bivalvia, Venerida, Veneridae. Bases 154 to 378 code for a protein of 74 amino acids. The record is from RefSeq and is a predicted model, not a curated record. The transcript has 4 exons.
UUGUCCUGUUAAAAGUAAAUUAAAACAACAAUAAAACUAGUGUUUAAUUAUGCUAAUUAUGAUGGGCAGUUCCUUCCAUUCAACGCGAACGACAAGAUCAGUAUUUAAAGCCACAGAAUCGGAAGCACAAUCACAUUCAACAGAGAAGAAGAAAUGAAAAAUAUAACUGUGUUAUGUCUUAUAAUUUGCCUUUGCAUCGCAACAUCGUUUGCAGAUAAGAAGUUGUCCAGGGUAAAGCGGGUUACUUGUGCAGCUAUUGUUCAAAGAUAUAUAGGGAGUAGAGCUUGUGACAUACACUGUCGGUUUGUUAUGCAAGGCGGAGGGGAAUGUUAUAAGGGAGGCUGCUAUUGUGAGGGUUUCAUUAAACGGCCACCGUAAAAGGAGUGUUCAGUUGUUUGUUUAUACUCUAGUUUUAUUAUACCUAUUUGUUCACGGAAUAAAAUUCUGUACAUUAUA